Messenger RNA from Castor canadensis (American beaver), 1506 nucleotides. Lineage: Eukaryota; Metazoa; Chordata; Mammalia; Rodentia; Castoridae. The record is from RefSeq and is a predicted model, not a curated record.
AUGGCGCGGGCUAUGCUGCAGGACUGGUGCAGGUGGAUGGGCGCCAAUGAGCAGCGCUCACUGCUCAUCCUGGGCAUCCCUGAAGACUGCCCGGAAGAUGCAUUCCAGGAGGCGGUGCAGGCUGCCCUGUGGCCCGUGGGCAGGUACCGAGUGCUGGGCAAGAUGUUCAGAAAGGAACUCGGGGCCAGAGUCGCUUUGGUGGAGUUUGCUGAAUAUUUAAACCGAAGCUUGAUCCCCCGACAGAUACCAGGCCAUGGGGGUCCGUGGACUGUGAUCUUCCUGCCCCAGGCCCCCGAUGCUGAGUUACAGGACAGCCCCGAUUUCCCUGCUCAGCCCCAGGGCCAAGCAGUGGCAGGGGCUGUGGGUGAGACAGGGGCUACAGGAGCUGUGGGUGUGGCAGGAGCUGCAGGGGAGGCAGGGACUGCAGGGGAGGAAGGCGCCUUUGAGGCAGCAGGAGGGACACUUGGGGCAGGAGGAUGGAGCCGGCAGUGGAGCCAGGCCCUGCAGCCUGUACUGGAAACCAUGGCCUACCAGGAACUGAGAACCUUUUCAGGGACGCAAGAGCCAGGCCGUGAGGCAGAGUCCUUCGAGAGCUGGCUGGACCAUGCCAAUGACAUGCUGUACCUGUGGCGCCACAUAUCAGAGAGGGAGAGGAGGAGGAGGCUGGUGGAGAGCUUGAGCGGCCCCGCCCUGGAUCUCAUGUGCGGGCUCCUGGAAGAACAUCCGGACACCCCUGCACAGGACUGCCUGGCCACGCUCGUGCAGGCGUUUGGGAACAAGGACACCAAGGUGUCCGCGAGGCUGAAGUUCCUGACUUGCUCCCAGCGGCCUCGGGAGACUCUCUUUGCCUACGUGAUGCGCCUGGAAGGCCUGCUGCAGAUGGCCAGGGAGAAGGGAGCGAUCCACCGAGCUAUCGCAGACCAGCUGCGAGCCCGGCAGGUGCUGAUGCGGGCCCGGCCGAACCAGAUACUCCAGAACAACCUGAGGAGGAUGCAGCUGGAGAGGAGGCUGCCUGGCUUCGUGGGGCUGCUGCGGCUUGUCCGGGAGACUGAGGCAGCUGAUGCUGAACCUGCCUCUGCCAUUGAUGAGACCUCCCAGGCCUCCCCUGCCAAUGAAGAUGCCGGUGAGCCUGCUCCUGACCCUGAGCACCCCGCUGAGGCUACCCCUGCUGCUGAUGCUGCCACAAAGGCAGGCGCUGGCACUGGCACGGAAGAGGCCAAGGUCUCCCCUGCCACCCAGGAAGGAGACAAUGCUUCUGCCUCUGCAGGCCUAAGCCAGGCAGGUUCCACAGAGGCUCCUGGAGGCCCCACCGCAGCCCAGAUGGGCAGGGCUUCUGAGGAAGGCCCAGGGGUGCCUGGCUGGGGGCUGGAGAGCCUCACCAGGGCAGGAGAGCAGGAGGCCACUGAGGAGCCCACACUGGAGGAGCUCCAGGCCAUCCUGGAGGAGUCGGGAAACGAGGAUGGGGCAGGGGAGAGGAGUCACUCCGAGUCCUUUCUAGGCAAAUAG